Molecule: messenger RNA, 1933 nt
Organism: Marchantia polymorpha subsp. ruderalis
Lineage: Eukaryota; Viridiplantae; Streptophyta; Marchantiopsida; Marchantiales; Marchantiaceae
Source: the annotation of a GenBank genome assembly
GAAACGCAAGUGCGAGUCCCGCAGGUCUGAUGCUCACUCCAGUCUAUAGGCCCAACAUGACUCAUGUAUAUUACUCUCCCUCAGCCGGGGUGGCACUUUCUAGAAUUCAAAUCCCACUGCAAAAGAGUGAGAGCGAUCCGACCCGAACGUCGAUCUCCUUUAGCACUUCUUUCCGCUUCACCAUCGAACCUUCUGAUCCAAAUUAUCGGGGCGACGGGAUGGCAUUUGUGAUGCUCAGUGAGGGUCUUCAAGGCAGUUAUGGAGGUGCUUUCGGUGUCUUCGAUGGACACGGACAUCGGAUCGCCAGGACACUGGCAAUCGAGUUUGACACGUUUGAAAAUUCGGCUUUCGGGGACAAAAACAACAAUCAUGUGGGAGUGGACAUACAAGAUAUCAAUUCAACAAUAGCAAGAAGCGCCUGGGAGGUCAGUAUAGAUCUUGCCGGAAGUUAUAGCAUAUACUCGUGGAUAGAUUACAACUCAUCGGCUCAAAAGCUAGAGGUGAGAAUCAGCAGUGACUACGCUAAGCCGUCUCUACCUUUUAUCGUCUUCGCACUAAAUCUGUUCGACGUCUUCCAUCCAGACGAGCUAGUGUACGUCGGGUUUUCAGCAGCCAACGGAGUCUGUGUAUGUUUCAAUUUCUACACAGUACAUGACUGGACUUUUUCAUAUGUUUCUGAACCUGACGCUAUAAUUCAAGUAUCGCCUCCCAUUCUUCCAGCCCCAACUCCGGAACCAGGAGGCGAGUUCAAAGUACUGGUUGCUUUGAUCGCUGGAGUCUCACUGGGUGUCGUGUUGUUAUUCUCAAUCCUGGUCAUCGUUGGACUGGUUAUUCGGCAGAAGAAAUCGAAUCGUCCUGAAGUUGGACUGGUCCUUCGACAGAAGAAAGCGAAUCGUCCUGAAGAGUUUAGCUUCGAACAUCUCUGCAUAGCCACCGAUCAAUUCAGGGAGGAAGCCAAGCUCGGUCAAGGAGCAUUCGGUGCUGUUUACCGCGGACAAUUGCCCGAUACGGGACAGCUCGUGGCCGUGAAGAGAUUGAAUUCGGUCUCAAAUGAGGGUCUCAAGGGGUUUAUGGCCGAGGUGUCGAUUAUCAGCCAGAUCCGCCACCGGAACAUCGUCAAGCUGCUGGGAUGGUGUAACGACCGGGGAAACCUCCUGUUGGUGUACGAGCUCAUGCCCAACGGAAGCUUGGACAAGGCUCUUUUCCACCCGGCGAAUCCAGAAUCAGUUUUGCCGUGGAAGCUCAGGUUCAAAAUCAUCUCCGGUUCUGCAGACGCUCUAUAUUACCUGCACGAGGGCUGGCGGCAGCAGGUGAUUCAUCGGGACUUCAAGUCCAGCAAUAUCAUGCUGGAUCAGGACUUCAACGCCAUGUUGGGGGACUUUGGAUUGGCUCGGAUGGCGGAUCAUUCUCAGUCUCCUGCCACCACUCAGACUGCCGGGACCUUCGGUUACAUAGCCCCUGAGGUAGCAGGCUCGGGGAAAUUCACCGACAAGGCGGAUGUUUACGCCUUCGGGGCCGUGGCUUUGGUUAUCGCUUGUGGAAGACCAGCCUUCCUUUUUAAGGCGCCGGUCGAGCAGAUUUUCCUUGUCGAUUGGGUCUGGGAGAAGCUGGAUCAGGAGAGCCUGUUUGAUGUCGUAGAUCCGAGACUGGGCGAGGAGUUCGAUGCAAAAGAGAUGAAAUUGCUUCUUCUCUUGGGCCUCUUGUGCUCUCACCCGAACGCCGGCAGUCGGCCGACGAUGAGAGAGGUGGUCGAGAUCUUGGGGGGUAGGGUGGCACUGCCUCUGGUUCCUUCGUCGAAACCGCAACCUCAUUACUUGUCUUCUGUUGCUACGGAUCAACACCAGAGUAUAUGAUGUCCUGAUGUCCACAGCACGAGUCCAGGUUCAUGAGUAAGCCCUUUAGGAGAUCCUGUAAACGCAAUGCUGAAGUGAAA